Messenger RNA from Stegodyphus dumicola, 681 nucleotides. RefSeq lists its product as uncharacterized. The record is from RefSeq and is a predicted model, not a curated record. Lineage: Eukaryota; Metazoa; Arthropoda; Arachnida; Araneae; Eresidae.
AUGGCACCCAUACUGCAAGACUGGACAGUCGUCGAAAACCUUAGUAUCUCCGACCAUAAUUAUAUACGGUUUAAUCUAGCAAAUAGCACAGCCACCUCUAUUCUUAAACGGUACAAUCUCCCUGGACGGAAAGUUCGAGCAUUCACAGCCAUCAUUAGAGCCCGUCUGGCACCUUUUGCAACCGCAAUAAGACAGGCCAACAGCAAAGAGGCCCUCCAGAACCUCAUCCAAGACAUCUUAACCGCAAUCCAGAAGGCAUGUGAUGAAAAUCUCCCUCUGCUCACGGCCAAAAGAAUCACAACGCUGAAUUGGUGGAAUGGCACGCUUCGAAGUCAACAACAACGGCGACGCCUAAAGCAAGAGCGCAGACAUAACCUAGAAACUUCCACCCUGCUGCUUUACCAACGGGAGCGAGCACUCUAUAAGCGAAUGAUUCUGGAAGCUAAGAUAAGCAGCUGGAGAAAAUUCUGCACAGAAACUACGACCACCUUUGGUAUCCACCACAAAAUCGCAGCUGGCAAACUCUUCAAGCCGGCAACUCUCUACCUCCAGCCAACGCCAAAUACUAAUGACCAUCUCACGGAGUCUACGUUAUCAGAGAUCCUAAGGACAGUCUUCACCAAGGACAACCCGACAGGAAGACACAGCCUUUCAUACCAUCGUCCGAAACCAGCCUCUUGA